Molecule: messenger RNA, 626 nt
Organism: Colletes gigas
Lineage: Eukaryota; Metazoa; Arthropoda; Insecta; Hymenoptera; Colletidae
Gene: Muted
Product: biogenesis of lysosome-related organelles complex 1 subunit 5
Exons: 5
Coding region: 47-505 (152 amino acids)
Cellular component (GO): BLOC-1 complex; transport vesicle
Source: RefSeq, a predicted model, not a curated record
CAGCGAUAUCUGUACUACGCAUAGUCCCGCGAUUUCACGGAGGAUCAUGGCGACCAUUACUAAAGACAUCGGUGAAAUUUGGAGUCGACUUUUCGAUCAUCGACCAUUCACUCAAGGUGAAAUUACCUUCUUUCUACGUGAAUUUCAGGAGAAGAGAGGCGACAGAGAAGUGGAACGUCUUUUCAAAAUACUUGAAUACUCUACAGAAUUGAAAGAAAAUGAACUUGAUCGAACAGAGCAACUUGGAGAUUGCCAUUUACCUAGCUUAAAAGCAAACGUCGAUGUUGCCCUGAGCAUGUGCGAAAAAGUCCUUCAAAGGGAAAAUAAUUUUGAUAUUGAUAAAGCAUUGCAAGAAAACAGAGAAAUAAGGAAAAUAGAGUGGGAGAAGUUUGUCAAUGAUAUGAGUGAAAAGUGUGAAAAAGUAAAUCAUACUUUUGAAGAAAAAGAGAAUGAAAUAAAAGAAUUUUAUGACGAUCUUGAAAGAAAGUUACAUAUUACUCUAUAAAUAUUUCACUGCUAUAUCAUAUCAACAGUCGGAUAUAAAAUUACCAACACCAAAAAUUACGCCACGAAGCCCUGAACUGGAAGCUAGAAUACAGAAACUGAAGGCACAACAAGACGCUAGA